Theobroma cacao (cacao) is the source of this 2226-nucleotide messenger RNA. Its product is annotated as hydroxyproline-rich glycoprotein family protein. The record is from RefSeq and is a predicted model, not a curated record. Lineage: Eukaryota; Viridiplantae; Streptophyta; Magnoliopsida; Malvales; Malvaceae.
CUCACUCUCCAUCCCUUUCUGCAUCAGUUGAAUCCUUUUGGCUUUAUAUUUGUCUUUCCUUGUCUCUUGCACUCGCAAUCUCCUCCAUUCUCCAUUACUAUAAAAUAAAAAAUAAAAACAAAAUCCAUCCCUUGAUAUCCCUUCGCUCGCUGCUCAGCCCAGUGUAUCAAAUAUUAUUAUUUUAAUUAUUUAAUAAUGUUAUUGAUUUAGUAGUGGUGUUAUUAUUAAUGGUUCUGUUUCUCUUGGUCCUCAGAAGUUAAGUAUAGAUUUGUGAUUGAGCUUCACAAAUCGCAAUCACAGCUCACGCAGGUUUUUUUUUUUUUUUUUACAGUGGCGACAGCUUUUAAGUCUCAACGACAAAGCCGCAUCUCUUCAUUUUUUUAUACUUAUUUAUACACACUGAGUUACUAACUAACUAUGCUAUAGCUAAGAUACGGAGUAAUACUAAGAAUAAUAGAUUAAUUUAUAGAUAGGCCCUCCUCCCAGCUCCGUCUUUUCCAAAUGUUGUGCAAGAAAUGUCGUGAAUGAUGGAUUUGGCUUCAUCAACCUUCUUCUGUUUAUUUUUAUUUUAUUUAUUUCUUCCAUUGUUUUAGUCAACAAUUUCUUAAUUCAGUUUGAAAGAAAGAAACGCCGACCAUGGGCUCCGAGCAGAACAGAUUCCCUCAGCAAGAACGGCGAAAGAGAUGGGGAGGGUGUUGGGGGGCAUUUUCCUGUUUUGGUACACAGAAAGGUGGAAAGCGUAUUGUACCUGCAUCUCGUAUUCCUGAGGGCAAUGCAUCAGCCACCCAGCCAAAUGGACCUCAAGCUGUCGGGUUGACCAACCAAACUACUACCUUAGCUCCAUCACUUCUAGCACCACCUUCUUCUCCGGCAUCCUUUACAAAUUCCGCACUCCCUUCAACAGCUCAAUCACCAAGUUGCUUCUUGUCAUUAUCUGCUAACUCACCUGGAGGGCCAUCAUCCACAAUGUUUGCCACUGGACCAUAUGCCCAUGAGACACAACUAGUUUCUCCUCCUGUUUUCUCAACCUUUACAACUGAGCCCUCAACUGCUCCGCUCACUCCCCCUCCUGAGUUGGCCCACCUGACUACUCCCUCUUCACCAGAUGUUCCUUUCGCGCGGUUCUUGACAUCUUCUGCAGAUCUUAAAAGUUCUGAUAAGAAUAAUUAUAUUGCUGCAAAUGAUCUUCAAUCUACAUACUCACUCUACCCUGGGAGUCCUGCCAGUAGCCUCAUAUCUCCAAUCUCUAGGACCUCAGGUGAUUGUUUGUCGUCAUCCUUUCCUGAACGGGAGUUUCAUCCACAGUGGGAUCCUUCAAUUUCUCCCCAGAAUGGCAAACAUUCAAGGAGUGGUUCUGGCAGGCUAUUUGAGCAUGAUGUAACUGGUUCCUCCAUAGUGUCUCAAGAUACAAAUUUCUUCUGUCCUGCUACAUUUGCACAAUUCUAUCUGGAUCAAAAUCCACUUCCUCAUGCUGGUGGGAGAUUAAGUGUUUCCAAGGAUUCAGAUGUUUGUCCUACUAGUUGCAGUGGGCAUCAAAAUAGGCAAAGUAGAAGUCCUAAGCAAGAUGUGGAAGAACUUGAAGCGUACAGAGCUUCGUUUGGAUUUAGUGCAGAUGAAAUUAUCACUACUACUCAAUAUGUGGAGAUUACUGAUGUUACAGAGGACUCGUUUACCAUGACACCUUUUCCUACAGACAAACCUUCUUUUGAAGAAAGUGUGGAACUCACAUCAAUUGGCAAGGGACUAAAUACAGAGAAAAUCGAGGAAAACUUGCUGGCUGAGAAGAAACGUAAAUCAAAACCUGAAUUUGUUAAUGAGGUUGUACACCAUGACGUGCAACUGUCAUGCAAUGGAUUCGAAGAUCACAAAUCAAGGAGGCAGGUGAGUAAUGUCACUGGAUCAAAUACGCCUGUCAACCAUACCCUGACUGAUGAAGAGGGUAUAUAUUUGAAGAAGUGUUCAUCAAGGAGCAGGAAAUAUCAUCUGGGGUUAUCAAGCUCGGAUGCGGAGAUUGACUACAGGAGGGGAAGAAGCUUAAGAGAAGGCAAAGGGGAUUUUGCGUGGCACAACUGAAGGACCACAGUAGAAACAAGUUAUGAGCUGCUUGUCCUAUGUAGUAAACUGCAGGUUUCUUUUGUUAUAACUUGUGUUUAAGGGUUCUUUUAUGAUAGGUGGAAUGGAAUGAUCUUAACUUGUGAUCUAACCAGUUGUUCCCUUUCUUUGUUG